UUAGAAAGUGAUCAGUAUGUUUUUCCAGUCCGCACACUGAAAGCAGAGUCUUCUUCGCUGCGAUUUGUCUAUUCUCUCUCUCUCUCUCUCCAGACGACGCCGUUUUACCCUUCUCCGAUUCCGAUCCUUUUCUCAGCUGCCAUCUCAUGGCCAUGCUCAAGACUCUCUGCUUCAGAGGAACUGCGUUUACCGUUUGCCCCUCCAAUGUCUCCAAUCAUACAAACACAAGGACCUCAUGUUGGAAGCCAGUACAAGCAGCUGUGAAACCUAGUUUCCACCUCCCAAUGCGCAGUUUUGAGUUGAAAAAUAGGACUUCUGCAGAGGAAAUAAAGUGUCUGAGAUUGAUAACUGCCAUUAAAACUCCAUACCUACCAGAUGGUCGAUUUGAUCUUGAAGCAUAUGAUGACCUGGUGAAUAUGCAGAUUGGACAAGGAGCUGAAGCUGUUAUUGUUGGUGGGACAACCGGUGAAGGCCAAUUAAUGAGCUGGGAAGAGCACAUCAUGCUUAUUGCUCACACUGUCAACUGUUAUGGUGGGAAAAUUAAGGUUAUUGGAAAUACUGGAAGCAAUUCCACCAGGGAAGCAAUUCAUGCCACCGAGCAGGGUUUUGCUGUUGGAAUGCAUGCUGCCCUUCACAUAAACCCUUACUAUGGAAAAACCUCUUUGGAUGGCAUGGUUGCUCACUUUCAAAGUGUGCUUCCCAUGGGGCCAACAAUAAUCUAUAAUGUGCCUUCACGGACGGGCCAAGACAUUCCUCCACAUGUAAUUCUAUCCUUAGCUGAAAGUGCUAACUUGGCUGGUGUCAAGGAGUGUGUGGGAAAUGAGCGGAUCAAGCAGUAUACAGAUAAUGGAAUUGUUGUGUGGAGUGGGAAUGAUGAUCAAUGCCAUGAUGCUAGAUGGGGUUAUGGAGCUACUGGAGUGAUAUCUGUUGCAAGCAACCUGGUUCCUGGUUUAAUGCGAGAACUCAUGUUUGGUGGCCUAAACCCUACACUAAAUUCAAAGCUCUUACCUCUGAUUGACUGGCUUUUCCACAUGCCAAACCCCAUUGGUUUGAAUACUGCUCUUGCUCAACUUGGGGUUGUCAGGCCUGUUUUUCGGCUACCGUUUGUACCCCUCCCUGUGGAGAAAAGGGUAGAGUUUGCCAAUUUGGUGAAGGAAAUUGGUCGAGAGCAUUUUGUUGGAAAUAAAGAUGUUGAAGUUCUUGAAGAUGAUGACUUUUUCUUGGUUAGUCGUUAUUAAGUUGUAAUUGUAUCCUUUCUAGGGGUUUGCCAAACUUCGAAUCCAGAUGAGACUGUUGUAGUAAAUUGAAGUGAACUUGGUAAUGAUCAUCUAGUAUCUUUUGACUGAUUACUUUGUAGUUGGAAAUUGGUUCAAGUUUGUUC
Messenger RNA from Cajanus cajan (pigeon pea), 1381 nucleotides. It is a transcript of the gene DHDPS2, whose product is annotated as dihydrodipicolinate synthase. Gene Ontology annotation, molecular function: 4-hydroxy-tetrahydrodipicolinate synthase activity. Lineage: Eukaryota; Viridiplantae; Streptophyta; Magnoliopsida; Fabales; Fabaceae. The record is from RefSeq and is a predicted model, not a curated record.